Brachypodium distachyon (stiff brome) is the source of this 2542-nucleotide messenger RNA. RefSeq names its product NAC domain-containing protein 74. The record is from RefSeq and is a predicted model, not a curated record. Gene Ontology annotation, molecular function: DNA binding. Gene Ontology annotation, biological process: regulation of DNA-templated transcription. The coding region runs from base 821 to 2215 and encodes 464 amino acids. Lineage: Eukaryota; Viridiplantae; Streptophyta; Magnoliopsida; Poales; Poaceae. The transcript has 6 exons.
ACGCCCUCGUCGAUAUAAAAGAGCCCCAGCCCCCAGCAUCGGUUUCCUUCCUCCAAAACCUCCCCACCUUCUCGCUCCCCAUUGACCAAACGGCGGCGCUCACCUCCUCCCCCUCGGUCUCCCCAAUCGUCCUGCUGGCUUCCCUCCGUCCUCCUCGUUUUUGAUCUUAAUCACUCAUGUCUCUUGAAGUCAGCGAGGGAUCUCCUUAUUUCCUCUCGUGCUACUUCUGGUUCAUAUAUUGCAUAAAAUUCCGAGAUUUCACUUGAUACAAGUGGAUCAUCUUGAGUUUUGUGCAAAUACUUCCUAUCAUGUGAAUCAGUGGUAGUCGGUGUAAUUGGCAAGACUCAGCUUUCUCUCAUCUGUGUUCAGAACAUUUGUUGGUUGAGUCCUUGGCGUGCUGCUUUCCUUGAGUCUUGCCAAGUGUCGUUUCUCAUCAAUUGUGUUCCCCGCACUUGCUUUCAUUGGGCCAAAUAUCUCUUUUGGUCUACUCCCAUCCAAAUCUUCUGAUCCUCUCUUCAGAAUAGUUGUCAUAACGUGAGCUGUCCUACUCUGAGCUCACACUGCAAUCUUCUGAAGCCUUCCUGAAUUCUUCUGUUCUCAAAGCAUUUGAGAGCUGCUCUCUCCUUCCUUUGUUGCGUUGAUUUGUGGCCCUGAGUUCUCAUAUCAGGACUGACCAACAUCCCCUUUCUGGUCGAACUUGAUAUUUCCCUGAUUACUGGUAUAGAUAUUGUCUAAUCUGGUGAAACAUUUCUGCUUGUGUUUCACGUUAAGAUCUCUCUGUUCUCUUGUUGGCACUGAGUGCAAGGCACACACUACGGUGAUGGCUCAAACUUGCCUGCCACCUGGCUUUCGUUUCCAUCCAACAGAUGUCGAGCUCGUUUCAUACUACCUAAAAAGGAAGAUUAUGGGGAAGAAACUUUGUGUUCAUGCUAUAUCAGAACUUGAGCUGUACAAAUUUGCUCCCUGGGACCUUCCUGAAAAAUCCUGUCUUCGAAGCAAAGAUCUUGAGUGGUUCUUUUUUUGCCCUCGUGACAAAAAAUAUCCUAAAGGGUCUAGGACAAACCGUGCCACACCCAAUGGUUACUGGAAAACAAGUGGAAAAGAUAGAACAAUUGAGCUGAACUCUCGAACUGUUGGGUUGAAAAAAACUUUGAUAUUUCAUGAAGGCAAGGCUCCUAAAGGCAACAGGACUGACUGGGUGAUGUAUGAAUAUAGAAUGGAGGAUGACAAUUUGGUUUCUGCUGGUUUCUCAAAGGAUGAGUAUGUUCUCUGCAAAAUAUUUAAGAAAAGUGGUCUUGGCCCAAGGAUAGGGGAGCAAUACGGUGCUCCAUUCGAUGAAGAUGAUUGGGAGAAUUUGAGUUUUGAAACUUCUGCGUUUGGUUUAGUGUCCUCAGAAAUAGAAGACCCCCAGGCCGAGACCUCCGUGAUUGCUACUGCCACAGUAACUCAGGAACCUCCUCACCAGCUUGUUCGAUUUUCUGGAGAUGUAAACAUCUGUACGAAUGAAGUCAAUACUGCUUCAGUGUCCUUGUCUGAUUUAGAAGGCCCACAUGUUGAGGCGUCUGUGUUGGCUACCGCUGCAGUUUUUGAGGAACAACCUAUUCAUUCUCAGCAGUCUGCUCAAUGUUCUGAACAUGUUGACACCAGUUCUAGUGAGUUCAAUAAUGCACCUCCAGAAGAUGGAAUUUUUUGGGACGAACUGUCAAAGUUUUUGGAUAAUUCUCCUCAUCGUGACAUUCCUUUUGGAGAGGAAUCUGGUCUCCCUCCAAUGUCUGAACUUGAGGCUCAAGCUUUUGAGAUAAACACUGCUGAUCUCUACAACGAAUUGGCAGGACUUGCUGGGUCAGGUGGAUUGCCAAUUGUGGAUUUUGGCGCUAUCGAUGUUGGUUUUUCUUUAAACAAUUUCCAGCACACAUCCUCUGAACAAGCUGUUGGUGAUGAUUAUUUAGAGCUGGACGAUCUCCUUGCUCGUGACGCAACCCUCUCCUAUGAGUUGCCAACACCAAACAAUGAAUUUUUGCAGUAUCCCUUGAAUCAGUCGUCUUACGGCGGACACUAUCAUGAUGGUGCUACUUUAUCUUCUGCCUUUGCUGCAAGUGGGUCAAUUCCACCAAUGCCCUGCUUUUUUGGGGAUGUGCCUGCUGUUCCAAAUAACCUUGUGAAUCCCAACUAUUCUGACUCAAGUCACUCAACCUUGAAGGAUUCGUUCUUUUAGAGAGUUGGCCCUACCCAUAGAUCACAGCACUCAUCAUGGCUUGGAGAAGGCAGACCUGUUUUGGCCCUCGCAAGCACAACACUGGACUCGCUUGCACAGGCGAGCUGUUUCCUACCAGUCUUGGAAGUUCUCUGGAUGUUAGAACUAAAAUCCAUCAGUGUUUUGUUCCUGUAAUGACUGCCAAGCUUAGUUUAAUAUUACUUGUCAUCUUGGUAGCUCCAUUUGUGUGUACUUUCUUCCCGUCUUAUUUACUGUAUCAGAAUCGUUAUAUUAUGAUGAUGUAUGGCUCUGCCUUAUUUCAAUUACUUGAUGCUUUUCCCUACAUAA